Molecule: messenger RNA, 747 nt
Organism: Girardinichthys multiradiatus
Lineage: Eukaryota; Metazoa; Chordata; Actinopteri; Cyprinodontiformes; Goodeidae
Exons: 3
Coding region: 19-747 (242 amino acids)
Biological process (GO): response to bacterium
Source: RefSeq, a predicted model, not a curated record
GGUUUGACAUUAGAAAAAAUGGUUUCUGUUGGAGCUGAUGUGACCCUGUCUUGUCCACGCCUGAACUCUGAUAUUGAUGCAAACUUGUUUUGGAUCAGAUUUAUUCCUGGAAGCUGGCCGGAAUUUCUGGGAGGAACAUAUUCCUUUGAUUUUGAAAAUAAUGAUAAUGAGAUUACCCAUAUCAAAGCAAAACAAGCACCAGAAACCUUUCGCCUGUAUAUUAGUAAAGUUAAGGAAAGUGACGCUGGCCUGUACUACUGUAUAAAAGUUGAGGUGCUCAUCCUGACAUUCUUGAAAGGAGAGUUUUUAAGAAUUAAAGGAACAGAACCGAACAUCACUGCCAUCAUCCAACACCCUCUACCUGAUAUAGUCCAUCCAGGAAACCCAGUUUCUCUACGGUGUUCAGUCCUCUUUAACUCUCAAGAUAAAACUUCUCCAAUGGAUCAUAGGGUGUACUGGUUCCAAGCUGGAUCAAAUAAGUCUUAUCCCAGUUUCAUUUAUGCUCAUGGAAACCAUGGUAAUGAAUGCAAGAACAGUCCUGAGGAUCAUUCUGGACGAAAGUGUGUCUACAACUUCUCUAAGAACGUCAGUGCUUCUGAUGCUGGGACUUAUUAUUGUGCUGUGGCCUCCUGUGGAGUGGUACUGUUUGGUAAUGGAACAAAACUGGACAUAGAAGGAAAGAUCCCAAAUCGAAGAGAGGACACAAAGAAAAAUCAGAGGCAGUCUACAAUGGUGUCAGUGGAUUAG